This is a messenger RNA of Arctia plantaginis, 273 nucleotides long. The record is from the annotation of a GenBank genome assembly. Lineage: Eukaryota; Metazoa; Arthropoda; Insecta; Lepidoptera; Erebidae.
AUGGUGCGAACGUACAAGCCAAAGACCGAUAGACGUAGUACAGAUGAGGAAAGGAUCAAGAACGCCAUAUCCGAAGUUACUUUAAGGGUUUUUAAUGAAAAACAUCUAAGAAAGGAAGAGAAAAUGGAAGAAAAAAUCUGUUCUGCUUUGAAGCCGUUAUCAGAUUCUGAUUCUAGUGUGAAUGAGUUGCUGAAAUUAAGUGAUGAAAAUGAUGAUAAAGAGUCAGACGAAGAAAAUAGAAAAGAGUUUGACGUUCUUAUCCGGAAAAUAUAA